AUGCCGACUGACUCUGCCUCCCUAUCGCAACCGCCAACACCAAGCAUAUCCACAGCGUCCUCUCCCCCGCGCAACCGAGCAGCGGAGUAUGAGAAAUUCAAAAAGUUCGCCGCCUAUACCUUCCUCAUCGCCUCGCCCGUCUUCAUUGCCCUCCCGCCCCGCAAACUCGAUUUCUACACAUUCAGCCUUGGAGCGGCCUUUGUCGUCUCCGCAAAUCACAUUUCCUCCGUCCGCACAGGGAGGGGUAUAAUAGGACAUAUACAGUCGCGUAUGGUCGACCACGGUCGGCCCAGUGUGUUGCGCGAGCUGCCUACGCUGCAAGCUGAGGCCGUGCAGGCGCAGCUGCGGGCUGCGAGGGAGGCACAACAGAUACGCGAUGGGAAGGCUGUGGGGGAGGAGCUGGAGGAGAGGUUAACGCGAAGACCCGGGGGGGAGCGGGAGAUGAAUAUUGUGAAGAAAAUCUGGAUGGGCGGGGAGAAGGAGGGGUGGAAGGAACGGAGGCUUAGAGAGGAGCAGCGGGCGUUGGCUGAGGGGAAGGGGUAUGGGGAUUUGAUUAAAGAGCAUAUUUGGGAGGUGUGGAAUUGGGGGAAGAAAGACGACAGCGAGCGGAUGGGUGAGGAACAGGGAGAGGGGGUAACGAAGAGAAGAGGUGGGAUGGGCGGAAAUAAGGAUGUCUAG
Paracoccidioides brasiliensis Pb18 is the source of this 678-nucleotide messenger RNA. RefSeq lists its product as uncharacterized. The coding region runs from base 1 to 678 and encodes 225 amino acids. The record is from RefSeq and is a predicted model, not a curated record. The transcript has a single exon.